Messenger RNA from Liolophura sinensis, 5176 nucleotides. RefSeq names its product NACHT and WD repeat domain-containing protein 2-like. The record is from RefSeq and is a predicted model, not a curated record. The transcript has 9 exons. NCBI's taxonomy places the organism in Eukaryota, Metazoa, Mollusca, Polyplacophora, Chitonida, Chitonidae. Gene Ontology annotation, molecular function: protein binding. Bases 176 to 5170 code for a protein of 1664 amino acids.
UUUAGGGGAAAGGCGCCGGCCAUUUUGGACAGCAGUACGUUGGAUUUGUCUGCAACAACAACAACGACGUACAGCUGUCGCAAUGCUGCGUCAAACUCAUUCACCGUGGUGACGUAUCCCUUCACUAUCAUCAAGCUACCUGAAUUCAGUUACCUGAAUUGACCAUUAGGAAGGAAUGGAGAAGAGCGUUGUCAACGUACUGCGGGGAAGUCUGGAGAGGCUGCCACCUCUCAAUUCUAGACUGGUUCGUAUCUUCAUCAGCUCCACAUUUACAGAUACAAUUUUGGAAAGAAACAUUUUGAUGGAAGAUGUGUACCCAAAGAUCAAAGACUUCUGCAAGAGAAGAUAUGGACUUGAUUUCCAGAUUGUGGAUAUGCGCUGGGGGGUGAGGCGAGAAGCCAUGGAUGACCACUCUACCUCACAGCUUUGCCUGCAGGAGAUUUUCAACUGUCAGAAACUCUCAACCGGACCAAACUUUGUGAUAUUUCUAGGUCAGAAGCACGGGUUUCGUCCUCUUCAAUGUACAAUAGCAGAAGAAGAGUUUCAGAAAUUAAGAAGUGUACUGUUGAAGCAUGACCAUGACACCUCCCUCGUUGACCAAUGGUAUCAACGGGACGAUAACUCCGUUCCCCCAGUCAUGGUUCUUCAGCCAAUCAGCUCAUUGCUCUCUGAAGAUCAGAAUAAAGCUGGAAAAUGGAAAGAAAUUUCCAUUAAUCUCAAAAACAGUUUAAAAUUUGCCAGUCAGGAAUGUUUUGAGAAUGGCCUCAUCGAUGGAGACACAAAACACAAAUAUUUCAUGUCGGUAACGGAGGAGGAGGUGAUCCAUGGCAUUUUGAAAUCUGACAGCGAUCCAUCUCGUUCCUGUUUGUGUUUUAUUCGCAUCAUUGAGGAUCUGGACAACAAUUUAUCAGACAAUAUAGCCUGGCGCUUCAUUGACAUGAAUAACUCUGUCAUAGACACUGAAGCUCAGCAGCUGCUGCAGACUCUCAGAGAUGAAAAAGUGGCGAAAACGGUCAAAGAGAAAAAUAUUCACAAAGUAAGAUGGAGUUCAGGAGAGGGCAUUGGCAAGGAAAAGCACCAGGAAUAUUUGAGUGCAUUUUGUGAGCAGUUCUACUGUGGUGUUACAUCUAUGAUCGACAAAGCAAUGAAGGAAGAAAACUUUGCUAUGGCCAAUGACUUGGUGGUAGAAGUUCUUCAGCAUGCUCUAAUGGCUGCCAGCAGGUGUGACGUGUUUCAUGGACGAGAGGACAUCAUGACAAAGGUUCAGGAACAUGUGACCAGCUCUUCUGCCUCUCCAUUGGUCAUUUAUGGAGAUUCAGGUUGUGGCAAAACAUCAGUCAUGGCAAAGGUUGCGAGCCUGAUACCCAAGUGGUUUGACCCAGGACGUACCCCAGUUGUGGUCCUACGAUUUUUAGGCACAUCCCCAAGGAGCAGCACCAUUCGCAAGGUUCUCUUCAGUAUAUGCCGACAAAUAGCUGCCAACUAUCAACAAGAUCUUUCAUCUGAGGUACCGUGGGAGUUAAAUGAACUUUUGACUUUCUUUAACAAACAACUGGAGAGGAUCCCAAAAUCCAAGCCCCUGGUUCUUAUCCUGGACUCCUUAGAUCAGCUCUCCGCAGAGAACUUUGCUCAUAAACUUAACUGGUUACCCAAGGAUCUUCCUUCACAAGUAACUGUCAUAGUUUCCACCUUGCCGCAGCAUUUUGGUAUACUGAAGCGGCUACAAGACGUGCUCAUUGACAAGUGUUUCCUACACGUACCGUCCCUAGGGGAAGACCUAAGCCUUCAGGUGUUGCAGUCUUGGCUGACAGCCAAGGGCAAGUCUCUAACUCAGGAGCAAUUAGCAUUGGUCCAGACAGCGUGUGAAAAAUGCAGCCUUCCUCUUUACGUCAAACUGCUGUAUGAGAAAGUGAUUCUGUGGCGGUCUUACACAAAGGAUCCAAGUGAGCUAGCCCUUCAUUACACACUUCAAGAAAGCAUCAAGAGUUUGUUUGAAAGGUUGGAGGGGAAACAUGGUGAACUCCUGGUACGCCAUUCCCUGUCCUACCUAACAGCGUCUCAGAAUGGCCUUAGUGAAGUGGAACUGGAAGACUUGCUCUCAUUGGACGAUGAUGUACUGAAUGAUGUUUAUCAAUACCAUGUCCCACCCAUUCGGAGAAUCCCUCCUCUAAUUUGGGUAAGAAUUCGGCACGACAUUGCUGCAUACCUGGUUGACAAAGAAGCAGAUGAGACUAGGGUGUCUUUCUGGUAUCACAGACAGUUCAUUGAGGCUGCUAGGGAACGCUAUCUCCAUGACAACUCAUUUGCACAAAAAAUACACUCAGCAAUAGCAGAGUAUUUCACUGGUCUGUGGCAUGGCGUUGCUAAGCCAUUCUUUUAUAACAAGGCACAACAGGAGAAACUUGGCUUGUUGGAAUCGGGAUCAUCAGCUGACAGGAAAGUUGCAGCUCAGCCUUUGACCUUUAGCAAUGAUGGUGGAAAUGAGAAGCGAUAUAACAAGAGAAAACUCAACCAGUUGCCAUACCACCUGGCAAUGGCUGGACGUGAUGAGGACCUCAAACACAUGUGUCUGUUUAGUUAUCAAUGGCUUCACACUAAACUUGUAUCUACCUCAAUACAACAGGUUCUGGAUGACUUCAAACCAUUGGAGAAAGACUCUGAAGUUGCUCUGUUACAGAAAGCUCUCAGCAUGUCACAGGUCACCCUGAACACACUGCCAAGUUCUUUAGCAUUGGAGAUAAGUGGACGUCUCUUGCCAUACAUUGCCACGGACAAGUUUAAUACAAAGAGUUCAUGUCUGUAUGCGUUGUUGAGGGAGUGCUUUGAUCAGGGUCCUGGUCAAUUGCAUUUGGUGCCAAGACAACAGUGUUUCACCUCUCCUGGGGGACCAAUGAAAUACCAGUUUGAGCACCCACAAAUCCCCGUUGGUACCACCAAUGUGGCGUUAUCUCCAGACUCUCAGCACCUGUUCACCCUGACCAAUACCAAUGACCUUCUAAUGUGGGAUUUGGAUACUGGAGAAAUUGAAAAACAGCAGCAGUUACUUCCCCUUUCAGAAGGUAAACUUAAUGUAAUGAAGCUCAUGCUGGACCAGAAGAACCUUGUGGUUGGAUCAGUGUUUCAGAAGGAAACAAACACAAAUCCUUUGGUUAUCAUAGAUUCAGUAACGGGUGACGUGGUUGAGUCCUUAAAACUAGGCACGAUUUCCCUCCCUUUAGGUUUCACGGACAGUCUUAACUUUGGAGUGACUGAGGACAAAGUUUUACAGAUUAUUACAGCACAAUAUGUUUGUUGUUUUGCCCGCAACACCGGCUUACUCCUUAAGCAGAUUCCUCUGAAGUGCAAUGAGUCAUUUGUGUUUUCAGACAGACAAUGUGCCAUCUUCCACAUUCAACAAAGCAACGUAUAUGAAAUGUACAAUCUGGACACUUUGGAGAAACGUGGGGAAGUAGUUUGUAAGAAUACACCACUCAGACUGUGCACAAGCAAGCUUGCACACCAAGCAUUUAUUGCCUUUAAGAACAGUUCCUCUGUUCAAGUUGUUAAUUUAGACCCAAAAGAUGGAGAUAUUGGGAAAACAGUGCUAAUGAUUGACCAUGGUAAACACACAACAGGCCUGUUGAAUGACAUGGUUAUAUCCCAAGACGAGCAGUACCUUUUGCUAAUGACCAAAGAUGGAAUUACCCUUUGGAACCUGGCGUUCAUGAAAUUCUUCAGGUUCUUUCCCAUUCCCGAUGAUAUCAGACCAAACCGAAAUGUCCUUGGUUUUACAUCCCUUCUGAGUCCAGACUCCGAAAUUCUAUUAUCCACGUAUGAAGAGCAUUUAUUACUAUGGAGGGUUAAGUCUGGCCAGCUACUGAGAGUGAUUCUAGCAGAUAAGUCUCAACUCAUCUCCUUGACUAUAACUAAUGACGGCAAAUAUGCAGUGACCACUUCAAAAAACAAUAACAGCAUCAAGGUGUGGAAACUGAGUAGUUUUGAUGAGCAAACUUUUGAGCCUUUAGCAAUGUCAUCAUCGUGCAGGUAUUUAGACUUGUCACGGGAUGGGGAGUUAAUGGUUGCCAGGAGCAACCAACCAUAUGAUGUUGCUGUGGUGUCUGUCCAACAGGGCCAGAUAAUUUCACGGCCGUCCAAGGACUUUGAUGUCCUGUCGCCAUCUAUGUCCCCUGAUGGAAAGUCAAUAGUCCUACGAGAGUACACCUCAGAAGAAGCUGUGAAAGUAUGGGACGCUGGUACUGGCUCCCUGACAGCCAGAAUUCCUGUGUCCAGCAUUCAGUUAAAACUCGUUUCCAUCAGUGCGGAUGGUACAAAGGUUGCCACUGUGUCUGAGUCAGAAAUAACAGCAGAGGUGAAUGCAAAAGUUUGGUCUGCAAGGGAUGGAAAAAUCCUUCAUACUUUGCAGCUUCAGAGAGGUUUUGUCAAUCAGGUGCAUUUUGUGCUUGAUGACAGCAGUUUGGUGUUUAGCAAGCAGAUGGCAGACAGCCAAGAUGUACAGCUUCUAGAAGUGGCAGUCUAUGACUGUCAGUCUGGCAACAAAGUCCUGUCAUUCCCAAAUGUGAAAAGAGAAACUUUGCAUAUAUUCCAUGAUGACAGUACAAAGGUUCUGGUGGUUAGAAGCACAGCAAGUUCUCCAGGCAUACAGACGGAAGAACUUGUCUUGUUGAGUCUAGUGACAGGGGAGAUAAUUGUAACCUGUCCUGACACUCCUGUGAGGCGGCUUUCCAUUUGUGGGAAUGGAACAAGAGGCAUUGAUGCUGGAAAGUAUAUAUUUGACCUUGUUGAAGGUCGGCGUCUGUUCACAUUUGAAGAAGAGGUCACCAAGCGUUUUCACAAUCCACAGUUGAGCUGGGAAGGAACACAUGCUGUAUGGAUCAGCCUGGAACCAGGUAUUUUUAAGCUAGGACAUGUUCCUUCGCGGCAGAUCCUAGCCAUCUGUCCAGUACACAGCAUUCUCAUGGCGCUCUUCAUCACACGUAACAAUACUGUAGCUGUUGGGUGUGAAGAUGGUAGACUAAUGCUGCUGCAAUUGUGUGAAUCGUCAGAAGAUGGAAUCGAGUUGUUUGAACAAGCUUUAGAAAGACAGCGUGUGAUUCUGGGCAAAAAUCCGAACAAAACUGUUAAUCCCCUGGUAUCUCAGAAGACCCAAUCAGGCUUUUGUUAUCUGGUGUAGCCAGAG